ACGGCGAACGCGCGGGACGGCAGUUACUGCUCUCACAUACCUUCCUUGUUCUUCCUUCCUCCUCCUCCUCCUCCUCCUUCAUCUUCAUCUUCCUCCUUCUCUUCCUGCUUCGCUAGAGAUCUGGCUGAACAUGUCUCGCUCUGCAUGCGCUUCCGGGAUCGGGACGACCGUCCAAGUGCACGUGAAAUGACCAAAGAUCGUGCCUGAACGCAGCGAGCCGCUCGAUCUCAGGAGAUGGGAAAGAAAGGGAGCAGCUGGUUCUCGUCCGUGAAGAAGGUCUUCAGAUCUUCUCCUUCUCCCAGGGAGUUGCCUCCGAAGAGGAAAGAUGGCGGCACUGAGAAGUGGCGGAACGACACGCCGGAGGUGGUCUCACUCGAGCAUUUCCCGACUGAGAGCUCGCCAGACGUCACCAACGACGGAAGCACGGCUUCGACCCCUGUGACUGAGGAUAGGAAUCAUGCAAUCGCUGUGGCGGUGGCGACCGCUGCAGCAGCGGAAGCCGCCGUGGCAGCGGCCCAGGCUGCAGCGAAGGUGGUCAGGUUGGCUGGUUACGGACGGCAUUCUAGGGAAGAGCGAGCCGCAACAUUCAUUCAGUCCUAUUAUAGAGGCUACCUAGCACGACGCGCGCUGCGAGCGUUGAAGGGGUUGGUGAGACUACAAGCACUGGUGAGAGGCCACAACGUCCGCAAGCAAGCGCAGAUGACCAUGCGGUGCAUGCAAGCCUUGGUCCGAGUCCAGGCCAGGGUCCGAGCCUCCCGGCUUCAGCUCUCCCACGACAAGCCCAUCCACGGCAUGACCGAUGAUGGUGGCGGCGACGAUGGCGAACGGCGAGCACCGAUGGGGGCAGGCCCCAAACCUUACAAUAGCAGCCCCGUCACGAAGAGCAAGUACCACGAGGCGUCGGCGGACAACUGGGACAGCAGGCGCCGGAGUUCCGAGAAGAUCAAGGAGAAUAGCUCCAGGAAAAGUGAAGGUGUGAUGAAGAAGGAGCGAGCUCUUGCUUAUGCCAUAAGCUAUCAGCAACAACAACAACUAAUGCAACCGGAACCGGGCGACGUCGACGAAGGACUUUAUGCCAAAGAAAGGGAAAAGGCGCAGUGGGGAUGGAACUGGCUCGAGCGUUGGAUGGCCGCGCAGCCGUACCACGCCCAGCAAUUGGGGGUGCCGGACCACGCUUACAUGGCGCUUCCCACCAUCACCAACGCCACGACCGUGACCGACGACUUGUCUGAAAAGACGGUGGAAAUGGACAUGGUGGCCCCGGAGAACAUGAACUUGGGCUUUCUCGGUAGGGAAUCCAGCGACACUAGCCCGUACUCGACCCGGCAUCAACGCCAGUCGAGCUCGAACAAUGUCCCGAGUUACAUGGCCCCGACUCAGUCUGCCAAGGCCAAGGUGAGGAGUCAAGGCCCGGGUAAGCAGCAGCAGAGUCCAUUGGGGCCGCAGUGGAACACUUCGACUAAGAAAGGGCAGAGCGCCGAAAGGGGCGGCGACUCCUCGAGCUCUGGCGGAGGGACGACGGCCUACCAAGCAACGAGAAGCCCGAUUAAAGUUAGAGGGCCGCCGCACGGCCAGGCCAGGAGACUUGCGGGCUACAGUCCGGAGCAUAUGGGCACUGAUGACUGGACUCUACCCGUCCUUGGGCGUACAUGGAGACAUGAUUUCGGUUGAUUUUGUGGUGUUCUUGCAUCUCUGGGUGUUGAGAUGACUAAUUAUUGUUUAUUUGUCCAUAGACUUUAAAUUUAUGGUAAUGUAAAAGUUUAUGGGUUGACGUUAUGGGACUUUUGUGUUAAAAUAAAACGCAGUGUCUUUGCUUUUCCGCUCCGUCUGUUGUAGUUUUGUAAAAUCAGUCUGUUGUGGUUUUGUAAAAUCAAACGGAUUGUAUUACACAGCAGUUUUGUAAAAUCAAACGGAUUGUGUUACG
Eucalyptus grandis is the source of this 1924-nucleotide messenger RNA. Its product is annotated as protein IQ-DOMAIN 1. Bases 235 to 1671 code for a protein of 478 amino acids. Gene Ontology annotation, molecular function: protein binding. The record is from RefSeq and is a predicted model, not a curated record. The transcript has 5 exons. NCBI's taxonomy places the organism in Eukaryota, Viridiplantae, Streptophyta, Magnoliopsida, Myrtales, Myrtaceae.